Messenger RNA from Leptinotarsa decemlineata (Colorado potato beetle), 4230 nucleotides. RefSeq names its product unconventional myosin-IXb. The record is from RefSeq and is a predicted model, not a curated record. Lineage: Eukaryota; Metazoa; Arthropoda; Insecta; Coleoptera; Chrysomelidae. Gene Ontology annotation, molecular function: ATP binding; GTPase activator activity; microfilament motor activity. Gene Ontology annotation, biological process: intracellular signal transduction. Gene Ontology annotation, cellular component: actin filament; myosin complex.
GAAACAUUAAUUCAAGCUCUAACAGCAAAAAGGGCUCGAGCAUCUGGCGAAACGCUUGUCAUCAAUUACCGACUUCCAGAGGCUGUUGCCAGCCGAGAUGCAAUGGCCAAAUGUCUUUACGGAGCUCUCUUUGACUGGAUUGUUUUGCAAGUUAACCACGCUCUACUUGCAAAAAAAGACACACUCCGUGAUCAUCAGGGCAAUUCGAUUGGGGUCUUAGAUAUUUUUGGGUUUGAGGAUUUCGGGCUCAACAAUAGUUUUGAACAACUUUGUAUUAAUUACGCAAACGAGCACUUGCAGUACUAUUUCAACCAGCAUGUAUUCAAAUACGAACAAGAGGAGUAUAGAAAGGAGAGCAUCAGGUGGACAAACAUUGAUUUCAUGGAUAAUACAGGAUGUUUGCAGUUGAUUGAAGGCAAACCCAAUGGGUUAAUUUUUUUAUUGGAUGAUCAAUGCAAUUUCCCUGGGGCCACUAACGAAACCCUGCUCCAGAAAUUCAACACCGUCCACAAAGACAACAAGUUUUAUCAAAAACCACAGAAAAAAGAGGGUGCAUUCAUUAUAGUUCAUUAUGCAGGAAAAGUGAAAUACCAGGUAACGGAUAUGCGAGAAAAAAAUUUGGAUCUGAUGCGCCAAGAUAUCGUAGGAGUGUUGAAAAACAGCUCAAUGGCCUUCGUUAGGGAGCUGGUAGGCGCAGAUCCAGUUGCCGUUUUCAGAUGGGCAAUUGUAAGGGCCUUUUUUAGGGCCUACUUUGCUUUUCAUGAAUCGGGUAGGAAACAGCGACAAGGGAGGGUGGAUGGUAAUAGGAAUAAUAUUCAGCAGAGAUAUUCAAGGAAUCAUGCACCCAAUGAGAACCUCAUCAGCAAACAACGAAGUGCCAUGCCAUUCAGCCGGAUCGGCCGUAACUCAGACAACGAAUCCUCAAACAAUAGGCUCUCAUGGCCACAACUUUACCAUCGAAACAGAAAUAGCGGAAGCAAUAAUAAAAAUACUGAUGAUGACAGAAGAAGAAAAGAUUCUUCGAAUGGAGGUGCCAGUUCAUCUGCGGGGCUUCAAAGGUUGGGUCCUGAUGAAGCUAGGGCUAUACAGAGGGCUAAUCAGAUUGUAAUGAAGAACAAAUCUUUUCGUCCAAGGGAACGUAGCAAAAAGGGAUGGAAAAAUCUGCAAUCAGUUAAAACAUUGGCAGGAAGAACUGGAAUCACAGCUCAGUCUCAAGGUCAAAUAGGAAAAGCUAGAAAGCAACCUUUGACAGUUACUGCUCAAUUUCAGCAGAGUUUGCAUUCUCUUAUGGAUACUUUGAACCAAGCAAACCCAUUUUUUAUAAGGUGUAUUAAAUCAAAUGGUAACAAAAUACCGAAUACCUUUGAUGAAGUAACUGUCCAAAGACAAUUACGUUACACCGGUAUGCUUGAAACUGUCCGUAUUCGUCAAGCAGGUUUCAAUGUCCGGUUGACUUAUGAUGAAUUUAUACAGCUCUAUAGGAUACUUUUACCGAAGGGUCUUCUCAGUUCACAAAUUGAUGUUCGGGAUUUUCUGUCAACUCUUAAUUUGAAUCGUGAUAAUUACCAACUGGGAAGCACAAAAGUUUUCAUGCGUGAAAGUGAAAAAUAUAAGCUAGAUUGUAAGCUUCAUCAGCAGAUCAUGGCGAGCAUUGUAACGUUGCAAAGGUGGUUUCGAGCUUGUUUAGAACGGAGAAGGUUUUUAAGAAUAAGAUCUGCAGUCAUUACUCUUCAAAGCUACUGUCGCAUGUACCUUGUUCAGAAAUCUUUGAAGAAAUUGCAAGCUGUUGUCAGGAUACAAAAAUAUUAUCGAGGCUAUAGGUGUAGAUGUUGGAUUCAAAAAUUAAAAUCUAGUAUAGUCAUUUUUCAAGCUCAUUGUAGAGGUAGCCGUAUCAGGAGGUUGAUAGCUGAGCACAAGUUGAAAGUUGAUAUGUUGUCUAGAAGGCCACGGAUUAGCGCCCUUCCAGCCCACCUCCAAGUAAAACAUGGAAGCUCAGAUGAGGCAUUCAUCAGCAAAGAUUCCAGCAUGGAGGAAAUGCCUGCCGAACCAUUUGAUAGACGAACGUUGGAUUCUGACGAGAGCAGUGGCAUAUUAGAAGAUGAUAUUGAUACAUCUUAUCAUAAACUCAGUUUGAGGUCGACGGUCUCGCUGCCUAGCGUCUCUUCUUCUCAUCAACCAAAUUAUUACCAGUUUCUGAGAAACACCAGUAACAAUAGGUUGGAUGAAAUGAAGCAAGAAAAAUUCCCACAUGAUGUUAUCAGAAAAAAGUUGCCAAAGUCACACCAAACCUUUGACUACUCUGAUUUAGAAUACACACCACUACGUAAAGGUAGUGGGGAUUCCCUGGAUUCUCAACGAAGUUUUGGGUCUCAACAAAGUUCUGACUCUCACUCAAGUGUUACUGUUCGAGAAUUACUGAAGCAAGAAACGUUAAUGUCGGACAAACAGUGGCCAUCAACAAGUACAACUAGGGAUUUUCUCCCUGAAAGUGGAGCUACUAAGUCUGCUUCUUCUGUUGUUAAUAAUAAAUUAGUAUGGGAUCACGAACCAAUUCCUCGAGAAUAUCACACCAAACAACCAUUGUCUAGAAGUGAAGCAAUCAACAGUUGGGUUCCUCCUCCAGUGCGAAGGGAUUCCAGGUAUGGUGAGGUCAAGAAUCUUCGAAGCUACCAACCAGUUCGUCGACCUAACCGUGAGAAAUUUCCCUUGGAUGAUCGACCCGAUGUUUAUCCUUAUGAUCAAACUCCUAACAAACUUGAGCAAAUUCUAGGCCGUCCUGAGGCCCCUAUGAGGAAUACUAGAAAGUCGAAAAGGGGACAUGUUAAAAGCUUGGGUGAAGAAGUCACCGAUAGUGUAAGUUUGGAUAAAAAUGUAUUUCUUGGUACAAUUGAUGAAUCAAAAGUUCACCCGGAAUUUGAUACAAGCAUUCCAAUGGAAGUUGACACGAAACAAAGUUUGACACCCAAGAGACAAAGACAAAAUUUAUCACAGUUGGAUUUGAGAAGGCGAAACAGCGAUCCUGCCACCAAAGCGAUUCUUCCUGAUCACCCAAGUGUAUUAGAUUCAAGUCCGGCAAUUAAAAUGAAUGAUUACAAAUAUGACGUAAAUGUUCUUACUAUAGCUGGACAUUCCUUCAAAAAAAUCCCUAGGAUAACCAAGGACGAUUUGUGCUUAUUUUGUAACACCUUAUUGGAUGCAUUUUAUUCGCCAGGAUAUAAAUGCACAAAUUGUAAAAAGCAGUUUCAUACCAAAUGCAUACAAAAUAAGGUUUUUGAGAUGCCUUGUGAACACCAAAGAACUGAUGCAGAAAUCCGAUCUGGACGGAGGAAACAUAGAAAACACUCGAGGACCGCUUAUGAUCUGCGUAAACCUGAGGAAUGUAAAUUUAGUUUGACAGGCACUUCAGAAUUUACUGACAGAACGGACAAAAUUAUAACAGGAGCUGAAGAAUUAACAUUGAUGCAGCAGUUCAUUACAGAGAAGAUCAUGAAAAUGGAGUCUGAUGGUAAAAAAAACAGUGAAGUGGACACACUUUUUAAACAGGCAUUGAGGGAAUUCAAGGACAAUUUGGUUCAGAUUUACAGCAAUGCCACUAUGCAUAAUAGUCUGAAAAGUUGCAAUAUUAAAUACAAGGAUCUCAUUUUGGUUUUUAUUCAGGCUAUGGAAACAGUAUGUCAACGUGAGCAGAAGUUUGAAGACAUUAAAGACUUUCCGUUCACUAUGGGAGUGAAUGCUUUUAGAGGCUUUAUGAAUGAAUUCAUGUCGAGCAGAGCAGAAGACAAACCAAACAAAUCAAAGAGGAAAAAAGAAAAGAAAAGGAAAGUGGAAAUGUACAAGCACAAUGGCCAUACCUUCCUGCUGACAAUAAUCAACAUUCCUACAGCUUGUGAGAUUUGUAGCUCGUUUUUCAUGUGGCCCAUCGAAAGAGGGCUCGUUUGUCAAAGUUGCAAGAUGACCUGUCACAAGAAAUGUUAUACAAAUGCUACCCAGUGUCAGAAGGAGCCAGGAUUACAAGGGGAAAGCAAAAGGGUUUUUGGGGUAUCAUUGGUCACUUUAUUAAAGGAUGAGAGUAAGAUUCCACCUGUUAUUGAGAGGCUCUUGAGUACCAUUGAAUUAUUUGGUCUAUAUACUGAGGGCAUUUACAGAAAAUCAGGAGUAAGUUCCAAAAUCAAAGAGCUAAAGAACAAGAUGGAUGAGCAUCCAGAUGAUGUCGACUUUGAGAGGUAUCAG